Messenger RNA from Dibothriocephalus latus, 222 nucleotides. NCBI's taxonomy places the organism in Eukaryota, Metazoa, Platyhelminthes, Cestoda, Diphyllobothriidea, Diphyllobothriidae. The record is from the annotation of a GenBank genome assembly.
AUGGGGGCUACCAUACCCAAGGAGCGACUGGAACAGAUGUCCAAGUCCGUCAUGGCCUUCUCAAGCGACGGUAACGACAGCUACAAAGUGAGCGUAACCACGGGCGGCCACACGCAGGAUACAAAGUUCAAGCUAGGUGAGGCGUUCGACCACGAUACAAUGGAUGGCCGACACAUCAAGGCAAGAUAUGCUUUCGCGUUUUCGUGCAUCCUUUUUAAGUGA